Molecule: messenger RNA, 708 nt
Organism: Haplochromis burtoni (Burton's mouthbrooder)
Lineage: Eukaryota; Metazoa; Chordata; Actinopteri; Cichliformes; Cichlidae
Product: serine protease 27-like
Exons: 4
Coding region: 1-624 (207 amino acids)
Biological process (GO): proteolysis
Molecular function (GO): serine-type endopeptidase activity
Source: RefSeq, a predicted model, not a curated record
AUGGUGAGCUGCAGUGAGGUGUUGGGUGUGUCGUCAGACAGGUGUCAGAGAGAGGUGUGCUUAAUGCAGACAGAGAGGAGGAGGAGAGAGGAAGGUUAUUUAUGCCUCAGCAGGUCUGGAGGUUUGGAUCUUACAGCGAUGGCUUUCUACAAAGUGAUGUGUUUGGCUGCUGGGCUGAUGCUCCUGACCCAAGAGUCUGAGUCACAGCUGGAUGUUUGUGGUCAGCCAAAGCUCAACACCAGGAUUGUAGGAGGACAGGUGGCCCCUGUUGGCAGCUGGCCCUGGCAGGUCAGUCUGCAAAGAUCUGGGUCCCACUUCUGUGGAGGAUCCCUCAUUAACAGUCAGUGGGUGCUGACUGCUGCUCACUGCUUUCAAACAGUCUACAGGGAUCUAACCCCAAUGCAGGUCUCGACAGUAACACAGAUCAUCAAACAUCCAAACUACAACUCUGGUACCAACGACAACGACGUCUGCCUCCUGAAGCUCUCCUCACCGGUGACUUUCAACAACUACAUUUCUCCCGUCUGCCUGGCAGCUUCAGACAGCAUCUUCUACAGCGGUGUUAACAGCUGGGUCACCGGCUGGGGCAAACUAGAGAAGGAGGUGGGUCAUAAAGACACCUGAUUACUUUUAGAGAAAUGAUGACAAUAAUACAGGGAACAAGUUUGCUGUCUCAGAAAUAUUUAGAGCAAUAAAAUGUUUCCAUGA